GUUAUUCGGCCACGGUCGGUUCCAGGAGAGAGGGGCAGCCAAGAAACGCACAGGAAUCGGCUGGCUCUGCAGGAAAGACACUUAGCGAGAAAAGAUACUGAAAUCGAACGAACAAUGAACCCCAUCGAGUAAGGCUUGUGAAAGACCCGCGGCCGAAUAUAUAUCACACAUUGCCACGUUAACAAAGCCCUUUGGUGAUACGGUCCAGAUCAGAGGCAGCGGAUAGAGAGCUGUGUCAUUGAGCAGGCAGGACACGUCAGGAGAAGGGAGAAAAAAAAAAAAAAGCUGACCGACUGCACUGUACGAGUCAGCUAUCAAAUCGCCCCUGAAAAGCUUUGCCUGCCGUGCUCAUCUUUUCGAGGACACCACCUUGCUGUCAGCUCGAGGGAAGGAUCUCGACAAAGACAUCGCCGAGGUCGAAGGUGGUGAUCAGAAGGACCAAACGAUCACGGGAUAGCAUUUGUGUGUGGGGGAGAAAACAAAUGGGGGAUUACGGGUUUGGAGUCCUAGUUCAAAACAACACUGGCAACAAGUCUGCAUUCCCGGUCCGAAUCCACCCGCAUCUGCAGCCCCCACACCACCACCAAAAUGUGUCGCAGAGCCCUGCAGCUUUCAUAAACAGCACCACAGCCGCAGGGAAUGGCACCACGGGAGGCUCUCCCUGGCUCUUCCCUGCCUCUGCCACCCACAACAGUGUGCAAGACGAAAUCCUGGGGGGCCCAGAGAAGCCCAAAGCACAGCAGCAACAGGAAAUGCAGGAAACGCAAGAAAAGCAGCAGCAGUUGUCCCCUGGGAGUCACCAGGAGGGUGGAAGUGGUGGUGGGAUCAUUUCGGAACUGGAAAAAGCCCGUUCAGACGAAGCCAAGACAGACAAUGGAACAUCUGAAGGAAGUAAUGGAAAGGAGAAGCAGCUACGUCUUGAGUCUCCAGUCCUGACAGGCUUCGAUUACCAGGAGACGUCUGGUCUCGGGGGAACUGGCCCAGUCCAGUCCAGUACAACCUCAUCAUCACUUACUGGCUUCAAUAACUGGUCGGCUGCCAUCCCGCCGGCGCCAUCGACGAUCAUCAAUGAGGACGUCAGCUUCUUCAACCCGGCCUCUGCCAGCAACGGUCCCCUGCUGUUCCAGAACUUCUCACAUCAUGUUAGUCCAGGGUUUGGUGGGAACUUCUCCCCCCAGAUUGGACCGGCGGCGGCCUUGUCUCAGCACCACCCGGCUCCCCCUCCACACCCCCACUUCCAACAUCCCCACAACCAACACCAGCAGCAUCGGCGCUCCCCGGCCUCACCACACCCUCCACCGCCCUUUCCGCACAGGAAUCCGGCUUUCAGCCAGUUGCCACAUUUGUCCAACAGCCUGAACAAGCCCCCGUCCCCCUGGGGUCCAGCCAGCUACCAGAGCCCCUCUCCUUCCCCCGGCUCCUCCACCUCCUGGAGUCCCGGAGGAGGCUAUGGUAGUGGUGGCGGUGGCUGGGGAGGGUCUCAGGGCAGAGAUUAUCGCCGAGGGCUGAACGGUGGGAUGACCCCCAUCAACUCUAUCUCUCCAUUGAAGAAGACCUUCCCCAACAACCAUGUGGCAUCCCAGAAGUACCCUCGAAACAGUCCUGCAGGCUUCAACCCCAAGUCCUGGAUGGAUGAUGGAGUCGGCCGCAGUGAUAACAUCUUCCCCUUUCAGGAACGCACCAGGUCAUUUGACAGCUUCAACAUGAACACUCUGGAGAGCUCCCUGAUCGACAUCAUGAGGGCCGAACAGGACACCCUGAAAGGUCGUCUUGGGUUCCCCCAUCCAGGCGGGGACAACCCCCUGCCCCUCAAUGGCCACUCCUCUCUCUUCCCCAUGGAGGAUGGUUUCCCUGAUGAUGAACGUGGCGAUCAAGGUCUUGCCGGACUGGGAUCGCCACACUGCUUUCCACACCAGAAUGGAGAGCGCGUGGAACGCUAUUCACGCAAGGUCUUUGUCGGAGGACUGCCCCCAGAUAUAGAUGAAGAUGAGAUAACAGCCAGUUUCCGGCGUUUUGGGCACCUGUUUGUGGACUGGCCUCACAAAGCUGAGAGCAAAUCCUAUUUUCCCCCCAAAGGCUACGCCUUCCUACUGUUCCAGGAUGAGAGCUCAGUGCAGGCUUUGAUCGAUGCCUGCAUCGAGGAGGACGGCAAGCUGUACCUCUGUGUGUCCAGCCCCACCAUCAAAGACAAGCCGGUCCAGAUUCGCCCAUGGAACCUGAAUGACAGCGAUUUUGUGAUGGAUGGAUCUCAGCCUCUGGACCCGAGGAAAACCAUCUUUGUGGGAGGUGUCCCUCGUCCGCUCCGUGCAGUGGAGCUGGCCAUGAUAAUGGACCGCCUGUACGGUGGAGUUUGCUACGCUGGCAUCGACACAGACCCUGAGCUGAAGUACCCCAAGGGAGCGGGGCGGGUCGCCUUCUCUAAUCAGCAGAGCUACAUUGCUGCUAUCAGUGCUCGCUUUGUACAGCUGCAGCAUGGAGAAAUCGAUAAACGGGUGGAAGUGAAGCCAUACGUGCUGGAUGACCAGCUGUGCGAUGAGUGCCAGGGAACUCGCUGCGGCGGGAAGUUUGCACCGUUCUUCUGCGCCAACGUCACCUGUCUGCAGUACUACUGCGAGUACUGCUGGGCGGCCAUACAUUCGCGCGCCGGACGAGAGUUUCACAAACCCCUGGUGAAGGAGGGAGGCGACCGACCCCGUCACAUCUCCUUCCGCUGGAACUGAGCAGAUGACAGAGAGGGAGAGGCAACAGAGGAGCAGGAGGGCAGGUAGUGCAGGAGUCGCAAAUCAUUGUACAAAUAAAUGCACUUUUCUGUUGCUGGUUCCUUUUUGCUCUAAUUUCACCGAACCUUUUUCUCAUUUUUUUUUUUUAAGUUAAUAUAUAUCUAUAUUUUGAAAAUAGAAAAGAAAAACUGGAAUUAUAUCCAAAUAUGUCCAGCAAGGAAAAAAGAUGUGUAAAAUGAUUUUAUUUAUGCGUUUGAUUUUUGAAAUAUUUUUAUUAGUUCUCAAAAAAAAUACAUAUAUAGGAAAGUUUGAGGUGUGAUAUGGUACUCUGCUAUUCAAUUGGCAUAUUUUUCUAAACAAUGUAUUUGAUUUUAAUUUUGAUACAAGAGGCCCCAAAACAAAUACUCUUCAUUUGACAUUUGAAUGACUUCUUUUGUAGCAGAGCUUUGCUUUUUGUUUUGCUUUUUGUUCGAGUCUCCAGAGCAAAUGCUGUUGAAACAGUAUCUCAUUGGCUAUUUAUUUCUGAGAGGUGUGAUUAAGUUUUCUAUUGAUACAAGAGGCUCCAGAGCAUAUGUGAAUUGAAAAGGUGUUGCUAAAGAAGAGUGCACUUAUUUCCAAUAUAAGGAGUGCAGACACACUAUAUGAGACCCUUAGUUGUUAACCAAAGCUGAAUCUUAAUUAACUUUGAAGAAGAGAGAGGGCCCACUGCAGAAAGAAAUAGAUUCUUUUUUCCUCCCAGAUCAAAAUUUUUCAACCUCUUUUUAUGAUUUCCAAGACCAUACAAAUACUUUGAUGUUACUUGAAAAUCACAACAAAAUUUUAGCAACACAUAUUUGGGUUUUGAUCUCCAUUUUGACAUGCAAAAACUAAUACCUCAAACUCAGCUGCUAAUGUGCCGAAUACAGGUUUAAAAAGAAAGAAAGCAAGAAAGAAAACAUUAUCACCUGCUGCUGUUCUCCUUUCCCUUAGAACUGUAAUCAAAGGGAAGUGAUGCAACAGGCAGGGUGUGAUGUGACUGGUACAGUUUUGUACUCCUUGCUUCAUCACCUCCAUAUUUUUGUAAUCAAACCCAGGGUUGUGCUAGGGACAGAGCAGAGCAUCGUACAGUAUACAGUGUAUAAGGGGAAUGUAUGGCGUAGGGAGGCUACAGGAGAGACAGACGGGCUUACUGGUAAAGAGAUAAAUCCAACCCCACUCCCCCUCCUCAUGUCUGCCUGUGGCCUCUGCUGCUAAGCUAGCAGCUAACAGAGGGUAGGGCCUCAUUCACGGAUCAAAACCCACUUUCUGUGUCUGCACACAGUGGAGCAUGGAUACAGAUCUUUCAGGACUGAGGUUAAGGUAACUCCUCGAGAGAAGGCUGGUCAAGUUGCCGCCUUUAUUGCAGUUUUCACGGGGCUCCCGCCAAACAGGAGUUGCCUGUCUUUGUUCUUUUUUUUUUUUUUCUUUCUUUUUCUUUUUUCAAUGCAUUUGUGCAAUUCUCCCAAGUCUUUAAUGAGAAAGUUCUACUUUGCAUCCAACAGUCAGCUACAUUUAAUUAAAGAAGCAAUUAAAGUUUAUCUGAUUUCCAAAUCGUCAGCACACAUUUGAGUCAUAGGGGGAUCUGCCCUUUCGGCGAACCCUCUAUCCUUUCUCCUGCCAAGUUAAUCCAACUCAGCAUCCAGUGUUUUUGAAGCAUAAAUGAAGAUAGUCUCUGCAGUGUGCUCUACUACUACACACUUGUGACCCACAUGCAGUUUGCUCUUGAUAACUAGAUUGCAGGUCCAGUCGGUUUUACCCAGUGGCUUUUGGGAACCAAAGAUGGCUGUGCAGUAGUGGUUCAUGCUGUAGCUCAUUUUCUUAUCUAGGUUUUUAUUUGUAUUUUCCUUUUCUUUUCCUCAAGGAUGUUUUUCAUAUAUUUUUCAAAAUCUGUCACUUCUACCCAGUUUUACUUAACUGUCAAGCCCCAAUGGACUCCAGCAAACCAAAGAUUGGCCUUGAGUAUUAUAUAUAAAUAUUAUUCAUAUAUAUAUAUAAAUAUAUAUAUGAAUAUUAUAUAUUUAUAUAUAUAUAUAUAUAUAAUAUAAAAUGUAUUUGACAGUGCAGUCAAAACUCAUUAGAACAACAGUGGGAAAGCAACAGGGCUUGCAGACAAACACACGCACACAAGGCCUCACACUCUCCAUAGCUCAAAAUGGAGGUGCACGCUGGCAGACACUAGUUCUUUUUAUUUCACAUAGGUCUGCGUGUUUGGGAAAAUUCAACAUAGAGUGCACAUUCACACAGCGAAAGUAAAACUAAUCCUCACAUUUGUUUGACGUUUUAGGUCACUCAGUGGCAUCCUACUAGCCGAGCAUUUAAAUAUGUCAGGGAGUUAGUACAGAAACUUGAUUAUACACACUAGUGAGAAUCCUCAUAUCGGCAUGGUGUCGUGACACCAGUUUUGCACCCUGGACAUUAGUUUUGUGGGUGUGGUGGGUGAGCAUUUUAGAAGUUAAAACACUUUGUGAAGAAUUUGCUGUUAAAUGAGAUGAAAAAAAGAUUAUUUUAUACAUGGCCUGCUGAUUUUUGGUACAGUGUUUUCUAGCUAAAUUAUUUUGUCAUGCACAUAUAAACAUUUAUUAUGCACUACUUUUCUAAAUAUUUUUUCUUUUUCCAACAGUCAUUUUAGGCACAUUUUUCACAAAUGGGGAAACUCCUUUUUGCAAUACCUCAAUUUUUCACAUUGUGAAAGGUAGCUUUUGUACUUUUGUUACUGAGAGAUCUGCAUAUAUGGAAAUGUUCAUUUUAAGAAAAAAGUUGAGUGAUUUCAAUAUAUAUUAUUUUCAAUUAUGCUUUUUAUACAUUUCAGUGCUGAGGAAUCUUUACAACUAAGUGCGCACUUGUGUUGAUGCGACUUCAGAUCUGCAGAGGAGAGACCAAAGUGUAUUGCUCUUUCGGUCUUAGCCUUUCGUACACGAGACGUUUCCAGUCAAUCUGGUCAAUAACAGCAUGGCGAGAAAAAAAAAAAACAAACAAGUUGUAAUUUGGAAUUGAUGUUAAUGUUUCUAAACAUGGCUACACUAGUUGGAAAUGGUAACUUCGGUCUUGGUUUCCUCUCCGUAGAUGGAGUAUAACUUAUUAUAAGGAGAAUGCAAAAUUUGGUUCAAGCUUAACGCUGAAUCUCGUAUCACAAGAAUGGAUGUUUGGUGUUUAGAUAUUUUAAUAUUUGAAAAAAAAAAAAAGUAUAUAUAUAUUCUUGAACUUGCCAACUAGCACCUAUUGUAAUCCUUAGCAUGCAUGACAAAAAAAAAAAAAAGAGAAAAUGACAAGUACAUGAAUUAGCUAUUAAAAUUAAUUGUUGUGGUGUGCACCAAAUGUUUCUCAACUAUUAAGUUGUUAAGGACACCCCAAACCCACUCUCACCUCACCUCACCCUCCUUCCCUCUCCCCUCCACAUGUGUUGAUCUCCUUGCUUCCCCAUUCGCAGACCUCUGCAGGAUGCACAUGACAGAGAGAUAAGACGAGAAACAAGACAGAAUCUAACUUUAAAUUGAAUUGGCAGUGCAUGACUUUGAGCAUCCUUAUAGAACACUGUUUAAAAGACUUGAGAACUCAUCCCCGCUGUCUGUCGAGGUGAUCUUAUAUAGACCUAUCUGGAGGAAGGGGAGCUUAAAGACUUGAAUGUGGUAAAUGUUGCAAGUUAACUUCAAGUUGUUAUGUGCAAUACUUCUUUUGAACCUUUUUCCAGAUAAAGACUCUUUGCAAUGUAAUUCUUUAAUGCCAUUUUUAAUUGCAGACAUUUAAUUAAAGAAGAUGUUAAUAUGUUUUUCACAGUCAUUUUCUACUGUUAUUGUAAUCCUUUUCAUGCUGGUGUUUGUAAAAAAGAAAAGAAAUCAACUAUUUGUACUAAUAUAAAUAAUUGAAGUUAUUUUUAAAACAUUAAAGGUUUGUGCUCAUUUGCUUAUUUUGUUUAUUUUAAGCUACUGUGAUUGAUUGCAUUGUAAUUAUUAGGUCAACAAUGUAUUUAGCUGUUUAUUGGUAUAUUUUUAAUUGGAAUGUAUAAUUGAUUUUUAUAAUUUUGAUCAGAUUUUUGUUAUAUUUUUGAGGUGAAGCUUUUAAUAUGUUAAAGUGUCUAGUUUUUACUAAUUGCUAUAUUGUGCUCCACAAUAUAUGGUUCACAUUUUCUGAAGGAAAAUAAAUAUUUAAAUAUUUGUCUGUUAAUGAUGUUACUUAAUGGCAAGAUUUCAAUAGUUUUUAACUGUGUAUGGGAAGGUUGUUGUAUUUAUUAAUAGCAUUUUUUUACUUAAGAUAUCACCUUAAUUUUUAUUGUCAUUUCACUUUAUAAGUUCCUAUUUUUGUAUUUUCCUUUCUAAUUAAGUUAUGUAAUACGGAUAUGUCCAUAUUUCUAGGAGUUGGUCUGUAGAAGUGCUAGUGAAACGAAAAAGAAAAAUCUAAUGUUAUUUAAUUGUUUGCAGCCAACUAUUUAUAACAGUAUGCAUAAUUUUUAAAUAUUUGUAAUGUGAAAUGUUGAAUGAAAU
Messenger RNA from Xiphias gladius (swordfish), 7216 nucleotides. RefSeq names its product cytoplasmic polyadenylation element binding protein 4b (gene cpeb4b). Gene Ontology annotation, biological process: negative regulation of cytoplasmic translation. The transcript is spliced from 10 exons. The record is from RefSeq and is a predicted model, not a curated record. The coding region runs from base 483 to 2720 and encodes 745 amino acids. Gene Ontology annotation, molecular function: mRNA regulatory element binding translation repressor activity; mRNA 3'-UTR binding; ribosome binding. Gene Ontology annotation, cellular component: nucleus; neuron projection; synapse. Lineage: Eukaryota; Metazoa; Chordata; Actinopteri; Istiophoriformes; Xiphiidae.